CUUCGGGUUUGUCCGGUUACCUUCGCUACGUCAUCUGCGUAGAUGCGGAAACCAAACCGCUGCUGGAAGCUAGUCCAUCAGGUUGUUGUGUCUAUCAGCUCUCCUCUUAGCCAAGAUGUUGAAAGCUGUUAUUUUAAUCGGGGGGCCACAAAAAGGCACCAGGUUCAGACCAUUAUCGUUUGAAGUUCCUAAACCUUUGUUUCCUGUGGCUGGUGUUCCCAUGCUGCAGCAUCACAUCGAAGCAUGUGUCAAGGUGCCAAACAUGAAGGAGAUUUUGAUCAUCGGUUUUUAUCAGCCAAACGAAGAGCUGAACAGAUUUCUGUUUAACUCUCAGCAGGAGUUCAAAAUCCCCAUCAGGUAUUUACAGGAGUAUGCAGCCCUGGGCACAGGAGGGGGCAUCUAUCACUUCAGAGAUCAGAUUCUCUCUGGCAAUCCUGAAGCUUUCUUUGUAAUGAAUGCUGAUGUUUGUUCAGCGUUCCCUCUGGCAGAGAUGCUCAUCUUCCAGAAGGAACACGGAGAACCGAACAGCUUUGUUAUCCUCGGGACAACGGCAAACAGGAAGCAGUCGUUGAAUUAUGGCUGCCUUGUGGAAAACGAGAACACAAAUGAGGUGUUGCAUUAUGUGGAAAAGCCCAGUACGUUUGUGAGUGACAUCAUUAACUGCGGUAUAUACCUCUUUAACCCGGAGAUCUUCCAGCACAUUGGCACCGUCUUUCAGAAGAACCAGCAGGACAUGCUGCUCUAUCCCUACGAUGGAGAGGAGCCAACCAACGGCUGGCACCGUGCAGAGGUCAUCAGGCUGGAGCAGGAUAUUUUCACUGCCCUGGCAGGACAGGGCAAGCUCUACGUGUACAAAACCCUCAGCUUCUGGAGCCAGAUUAAAUCUGCAGGGUCCGCAAUUUAUGCCAGUCGACUGUACCUAAAUCAAUAUCACACCACACAUCCUGAGAGACUGGCCUCAAAUAAGCAGGGCGGACCCAACAUAAGUGGAAACGUUUAUAUUCAUCCAACAGCCAGUAUUGAUCCCACUGCCACGUUGGGCCCAAAUGUCUCAAUCGGCACUGGUGUGACUAUCGGUGCAGGGGUCAGAGUUCGGGAAUCCAUCAUCCUCCAUGGUGCAAAUCUGCAGGAUCACUGCUGUGUCUUGAACAGCAUCGUCGGAUGGGAGAGCACCAUCGGCAAGUGGGCAAGAGUGGAAGGAACUCCGAGUGACCCGAAUCCAAACGAUCCGUUUGCAAAGAUCGACAGUGAGACGCUUUUCCGAGACGGAAAACUGACGCCGUCUAUUACCAUUCUAGGUUGUAACGUCACCAUCCCCUCAGAGGUGAUCGUACUGAACUCCAUCGUUCUUCCACACAAAGACCUGAACCGCAGCUUCAAAAACCAGAUCAUCCUCUAACGACGGAGGAUGCCCCUGGAACUGACUUCCACUUACAGUACAUGAGAUGUCAAAAGAGAUUAUAAAUAUUAAGCCUUCAUUAAAUUUGUUUUGAAAGGUAAAUGUUCUGUAUGUCCUCAGGCCUUGAUGCAACAUUGGGUAUCAUGAAUGUUAGAAUGAAGGCCACCAUGCAUGAUGGUUCACUUUGAGAAAGGCCGUCAUGCCAGAAGUUUCUCUUGGUUUUUUACCCACUGACUGUAGAAUGACUUCACACACACGAGUGUUUACAGACUCUGUUUUACAAGGUCAUGCUGUCGAUCUCGACUUGUUACUUAAACACGAGUGUUGAAAUGAUCAGAAAAUAAAAAAUCACGGGCGUCCGACCACUGUUAAUAUUCAGCCGUGAUCGUUUCUGCAGAGCUUUGAUUGAAAGCUUUUAGUAGCCUCAUUGUUAGUCUCAUAAAAUGACUACCAUCAAAAUAAAUCAGCAGGAUCAAGAUUUACUCUGCAAUCAAGCAAUGUUGCCUUUUUAAAAACUUAUUCAACCCCCCACCUCCCAAGGACCUGCAUACCUAAAUUGUGCAUUCGCAAUCACUGGAUGAGCUGUUUCCUUUUAUUUAUACAGCUUCUUAACAUUUACUUGUUAAGCCCUCAGGCACUCAUGAUCACUUUGGUUCUUUUGUUCAAAUUAGUGCAACAAGUGUUUAUUAAGAAGUGAUUUUAAUUGUAAUACUGGAACAGCUUCAUUCCAUGUUUUAUUCAUACCUAUUUGCAUGUUAAUGUACAUUUUUAUGUGCAACUUGUCUGAAGUUUGAGGAUUUAAUGCCUCGUCUCGGUCUGCAGGCGCUAAUUCCAGCUUUUUGUCUCUAAUUUUCACGUGAAAUCCUGAGAGGCGCUGGAAGAAGUCAUUGGAUCAAAUGGGCCUUCCACUUCUGUAACAGUGCUAUAGAGAUGUAAAUAUGCGGUACUAUUAACGGAAGAUCUUAUCAAAUGUUGCUGAAAGCUUGUCGAGGUGUAAUUAGUGUUUAUUUAGAAAGUUCUUGAACACACAGAACAGUGAAAUCAUUAAGUAAAAAGUUGGGGUUUUCUGCAGAAGAUAUGUAUUAGGGAUUAGCCGGGUACUCGUUUCAGACGAGUAUCCGGUACAGAUAAAGCAUUUUUGACGAAUACGAGCAUGAAACGAGUAAAACUAGUAAAUAUCUGUAAUCGUGCUGAAGGAAAAUCCUCAUUGGGUAACUGACUGUCUUCACGCUCUGUGAUUGGCCAGUCACAUAGACCCUAGGUUUUCUUCAGCUCGCCUCUUUUUCGGUUGAAUAUUUAAAGUUACUUUUUUCGUAACUUACAUGGUGCAUUUGACAAGACAGAGCUGACGUGCUGCUCAGUCACUAACUCCGCUCCAGUCGGGUUUUUUAUUUUUUUAACUCCAUCUCUCUCCCUCUCACACACACACACACACACACACACACACACACACACACACACACACACACACCUUAAUCAACAUUGUUUUGUUUAACUUUGUGGGAAAAUGCCAAGAACGUUAAGAAAAAAAUCAGUUCAAUCAAAUUAAAAUUAAAAAAUAUAUAUAAAGUUGUGUCUGGUUCUAGCAUUUCAUAUUUCCUAGUUCCUACUGCAUGAGUUCAGAUGUAUUAAUUCAUGCACUUAAAUAUUAAUGUUCUAAUUUAAUUGAAACACUUGUUCUGUAAUAGUUUCUUAACUAUUGUGAUCAAAAAUAUUUAAUCUCAAUUCUGAGGCUGCUCUGUAAAUAGUUUUCAAAUAAACAAUACACAUAUCAACUUCUGAUCAAUCCUUAUCAAUUUCAGACUUAAAAUAAUAUAUUGAUGUAAACCACACCCACUUCCAGUUAAACCACGCCCAUUCCGAGUACAGAUACAGAUAAUUUAGUUGGUUGAACAGAUGCGGAUACAGAUAGUGGUGUACUCGCUCAUCCCUAAAAUGUAUAAACUGUCAACCAGAUACAUCACAUCGUAGACCCGCCAGAAAAGGUGCACUCCCUCUGCUGUCCUGGCGGAGAAUUGCUCUGCGAGAGAGAGAGCUGAGGGGGUGGGGGGGGAUAAUCAGUAUCAGUGCUCCGCUUCCCCCUUCUCUCAGUCGUAGAUCUGAUCCAUUUGCAUUCUCCACAACUCUUUUCAUAAUAGUAUUUGGUGAUUUGAUUCCUCAGGCCGGCAUUUGGGGGCUCAUCCUUGCUACACCACUGAGUCACUAAGUGUGUGUCAGUUCAAAUUCGCUCACAAACUAUAAACGAUAUUGUUGUGAUUUGAAGUUUGUAUAUUUAUAUACUGUAAUUAGAUAAUUUAAUUACCUGAUUUUGUAUAUUUAUACAAUCUAAGUAAUCAAUCAGAAGAGGUUGUUUUUAUCAUCAGGGAGUUUACUUCAACACUUUGUAUUGACUGAGAGACAAGAAAGAGAGAGAGUUGGGAUCAUUUAUGAAUCUUUAAUUUCUAUAAUUAUAAAUUCUUACAAUCUACCAGGACUAUCUCAAUGAUGGAUGCAUAUGGAUGUAGAUGUUUCGUGUUGGUGUGUGUGUGUGUGUGUGUGUGUGUGUGUGUGUUUUGUUCAGAAUCUCUAGGCUGACGUAGCGAGUCUGGUUUGUUAUGACUAGGCUACCACGAGGCUUCAGAAGCUGAUGACAUGAGCCGCCAUAUUGCCGUACCUUAGAUGGAGUCUCCCGUGUAGAUCAGGAAUUGCCAGGUUCCAAGACCUCGGUUGUACUGGAGCUGGUUGAAACAGCGAUCACAGCACACAACGCCCGUCUGAGGAUAACUCCGUUAGUGGUUGGCAGGCGUCAGCAAGUUCACUCUUAUUUUGAAAUACAAACGUUGGUAAAAACGACGGAAAUCUCCAGCUUGACAGAUCUCAGCUUAAAAUAGGAAAUACAGAUGGCCAGCCUGUAUUCCUCUUUGCGGUGAAGUGGUUGAGAGCUGGUUGAAAACAAUGUUGAGAGUAUGAUGUAACUCUUUGGAGCUCGGAUCGAGCAGAGCUGAUGUCAACGUGGAACUGAACUUAAAAUUGCAUUGCCUUCUUUUUAUAUCUAUUAAGAAUCUUAGUAAACCGGAUUGGACUACUUUCAUAAACAAACCAGAUUCUGCCCUACGACAGACGAAAGUUCCGAUUGGUUGAAAACAAUGUGUCAUGCGUUUCCAUGUUAAUGCAUAUCAGUGUGUCUGGUGCUGCCCUGUUUAUUCAUUUAAACACAUAACUCAUGACAUCUUUAUUUCACAGAUCAUUCACCUGACUAUUAAUGAUCAACAAAUGCUUUGAUUAGCUUAUCACAAAUAAAGUACUUUGAUUAAUCCAUGAAAA
Messenger RNA from Nothobranchius furzeri (turquoise killifish), 4702 nucleotides. It is a transcript of the gene gmppaa, whose product is annotated as GDP-mannose pyrophosphorylase Aa. NCBI's taxonomy places the organism in Eukaryota, Metazoa, Chordata, Actinopteri, Cyprinodontiformes, Nothobranchiidae. The record is from RefSeq and is a predicted model, not a curated record. Gene Ontology annotation, cellular component: cytoplasm. Gene Ontology annotation, molecular function: transferase activity. Gene Ontology annotation, biological process: biosynthetic process.